GUGUGUGUGUUUAGUUUCUCUCUCCCUUUUAAGAACACAGCCAGCACGCCUGUCUCCUGCUGUUGCUGCUGCUCUGACUGGCUUUUGCUGCCUCUUGCCUCUUCUUUCUCUUUCUGCUUAGUGCCUGGCCUUCUGAUACCACUCCCAGUAUGGAGACUAGUCAGUCUGCACAGCUGUCUGGGGACCCAGAGUCAACACCUCCAGGGAACACCUCAGCAUUAACCAGUCAAAAUGGCCUGGAGAAACAAGGUGAUCAGGAUUCCUCAACUCCCCUCCCACCUCCAGAGGAGAAGGCAGGUGUGCAGGCUGAACAGGGAGCCCAUGAUAUCUCUGAAGAGCUGAACCGACAACUGGAAGACAUCAUCAGCAUGUACGGAUCUGCUGCUGGCACGGCAGGGAAAGAGGGUGCCACCACAGCCACGGAGCAGCCUGAGAACACAGAACCACCUGACAAUGAGGACAGGGACUAUGAGGAGGCCACUGACGAGAUGGAGAGAGAACCUGUAGCUUCUGGAGAGCCCCUCACAGCCAAAGAGCCUGUCAGCAAUAAAGAGCAAAAAUUGGAAAAGAAAAUUCUAAAAGGAUUAGGGAAAGAAGCCAACCUACUAAUGCAAAAUCUAAACAAGUUGCCAACAUCUGAGGAAAAGCUUGAUUUUUUAUUCAAGAAGUAUGCUGAAUUGCUGGAUGAACAUCGAACUGAGCAAAAGAAGUUAAAACUUCUACAAAAGAAACAAGUACAGAUCCAAAAAGAAAAGGACCAGUUACAAAGUGAACACAGCAGAGCUAUCCUUGCUCGAAGCAAACUGGAGAGCCUGUGCCGGGAGCUGCAGAGACACAACAAGACACUGAAGGAGGAAACACUUCAGCGAGCACGUGAGGAAGAAGAGAAAAGGAAAGAGAUCACAAGUCAUUUCCAAAGCACCCUGACGGAUAUCCAGGCCCAGAUUGAGCAACAGAGUGAGCGAAAUAUGAAGCUCUGUCAGGAAAACACAGAGCUCGCAGAGAAACUGAAAAGCAUCAUUGAUCAGUAUGAGCUCAGAGAGGAGCAUCUGGACAAAAUAUUUAAACACAGAGAACUGCAGCAGAAGCUGGUGGAUGCAAAACUUGAGCAGGCACAGGAAAUGAUGAAGGAAGCAGAGGAACGGCACAAACGCGAGAAGGAAUAUUUGCUGAACCAGGCAGCAGAGUGGAAACUUCAGGCCAAAGUGCUGAAGGAACAAGAGACAGUCCUGCAGGCUCAGCUUACUCUCUACUCUGGAAGGUUUGAAGAGUUUCAGAGCACACUGACAAAAAGCAAUGAGGUGUUUGCCACUUUCAAACAGGAAAUGGAUAAAACCACUAAGAAAAUGAAGAAGCUGGAAAAAGAAACAGCCACGUGGAAAGCCCGGUUUGAGAACUGUAACAAAGCUCUGUUGGACAUGAUUGAAGAGAAAACAUUGAGAGCUAAAGAAUACGAAUGCUUCGUGAUGAAAAUCGGAAGGCUAGAAAACCUCUGCCGAGCUUUACAAGAAGAGAGAAAUGAACUCUACAAGAAAAUCAGAGAAGCGAAAAUGCCUGAAAAAGACGACCAAAGUCAGCACACCUCAGACGAGGAGCUAGAGUCAAAUACCUUUGUGAGUGAAGAGGUUGAUGCCGCUGCAGAGGAAGCCAAUAGGGUUCACAAUGCCGUGCAGAAUCUGGCUGCGGCCUUCAUGGUCAUUCAUCGUCCAGAGUCAACCGUCGACGGGUCUAAAGAAAUCCCAGCAGAAGUCGGCGGUCCUCCAGAGGGCGGCAGCACGACCCUCAAGGAGCCGGAACAAGCCCCCCUGAGCCCUCGAGGCCUUUCAGAGAGUCCCCUGCCUCCACCAAGGCCUCAGGCUGAGACCGCGGGAGGACAUGAAGCCGAACCUCCCCUCAGGGCCAGGAGUCCCCCAGCUGAGUCAGGAGCAGAGGCCCAAAGCUUCCGGCUCCCGACCGAAGCACAGGUGGAUCUGCAGCCCCGGAAGCCGCAGGCAGCAGCUUCCGGUCAGGCGCUGGAGCCGCUCGCUGAGGCCUCGCUCCAGGUGAUGGAGGCCGACCAUCCUGCUCCACCUCCCGCUGCAGGUGAGCACGUGCCAACCGCUGAGGGGCUGCCAGGAGGGGAUACGGCCCUGCCCCAGGGGCCAGAAGUGGCCGACACCAAUCUGGAAGGAGUAGAUUAAGCCUCGUCUGCCUUCAGAGGCUCUUCUUGACUUUCCAUCUUUCACCUGAAAAAGGCAUUAAGAGCUAGAGACAUCUAAUGGAAGAGACUUAAUCAGAUCAAGACAUUUUAAAUGUUAAGUAGAGUACAAUCAGCCUUUGUUAUUUGUUCUCAAUUUGUAACUGAUUUGGAGUUUUUCUAUUUAGUACUGGUUGAUGGUAUAAUUUUCCCAAAUGGCAACAAAAAAUCCGAGUAGCAACUGUAUAUUAAUUUGCCAUUAUGAUGAUACUUAAUUCAGUUUCCUAAUCAACAGUAAAAUUUGGUAUUUAAAGAUUUCCACUACAAUAUAUAAAUACUGAAAAUGUAAUGCUUUAUUUAUUUCUGUAUAGUUUAAUGAGUUCCAUAGUAAGUAGUGGAUGACCAGGUUCCAUUUAAACAUUACAUAUAUAAUAUAUCCAUUUGCAUAUGUAUGUGUAUAUUUUAUACACAUAUAUGCAAGUAUAUAUAUUACACAUACAUUUCUCUCAUCUCUUUGUAUUUCUCUCAUGCAAAAUAUUUAGAUGCUUAUCAAAAAGAUUAUCUCUUACUUGCACUUGAGACUACAGUAGACUAAUGCUCUGUGAAUUUGUUUCAGAACACAAGUAUUUAGGCCAUGUAAUAUUGGGUAACAAUAACAAUGGUAGGUCAAUAAAUUCAAUAAAUGGAUUAAGUGGCAGGACAGAAGUUAGGUUAGAUUGAAGGGCUGUACAGAGCGCAUAGACACAAAGGUGGCCACAAGAGGCUCUAAGGGGGCGGGGGAUAAUCACAGCAGUAGAUGGCUCACCACUUCCAGCUGUUUCACCUGCACAACUCAGCCCUUUGCCUUGCAACCCCCUCAAGUGGUGAGUCAGCUCACUCUUGGCUUCCUGCAAGGAAGGGGUUGGAAGUGGGGAAGGGAGCUAGGGGAUGGAAGGAUUAAGGACCUCAGUCUGAAAGGCUGUGCUCUGGUCCCUCACCUCUUGAGCUACAGAGAUCUCGAGAUAGCAUAUUUAUUUACCUGGCCCUGCCAACUCUUCCCUUGAUUCCCUGUUGUCUAUCAGAGGGUUCCCCAUCACCUUUUGCUGUUACUGCCGUAGCCUAUAUUCUCAAAGCUUCUGCUCCUUCUUUCCAACCCUCUAUUUCACAGCAGGAAAUUACCCUCAGCCCUCAUCUCAAUUAUGGCUAAGGAAAAGAUAUUAUUUUUCCAAAAACAGAAAUCCACACAGGGUUUUAAUAUGAGUGAUGAGGCUUACAAACCAACACAUUUUCUGUUUUGAUGAAUUCUGUACAGCCAAAAGUACAAAGCAAAGGGCAGAUUCAUCCCUACUGAAAAUGACUUGAAAAAAUAGGUGAGGAUUCAGGAGAUGCAAAAGCUAGAAAUACCUGAGUCUCUAAUAAUAUUGACAGCAUGAAUUACUCUAUCUAGAAUAAAGAGAGACUGCAACAAAGACUUAGGAAGGAAGAGAAGGAGGAGGGGAAAGGGAUAGAGGAAGGGAAGGAGGGAGGGGGAAAAAAAUCUAAUCCAAACCUACCUUAAAAGUUGAACUCAAGUAGAAAAAUGGAUAAAAGCAUGAUUCUCUAGUACUCAUCCAAGAAAUCAUUCUUCAGUGUUGCAUGUGGCUGUCUGCUAAAGCACACGAAGUGCUCGUGGGCAGCAACCAUAUGCUAUAAGAAUUGUAAAUUGCUUAAAUUUGUUUGAAGUCGACGGUGAGGGUAAUAACAAAAUGCUUGUCAGGAAGAAAAUCAGGGAAAAAAUGCAUAUCAUUAUUUCAAAACCCAUGUAUUUUUAAAGGCUUAAGCUAUUAUAACUACAGGGUAUCCAGCCAAAUUCAACAUUAACUGGAAAUCUUAGAGAUUUAAACCUUCAUUUAAUUCACAGCCAAAUAUGCCCUAGUACAAACCAGGAGGGUCUCCUUUCCCAUUAUUUACAGGGACUAAACUUCCAAGAAUGGAGUAAGAUUAGAUAAUCACAGUCUGGAUGCUUAGCAAGAGAAACAGGCAGGAGAGGAGCCAAAAUCCAGUAAAUCAAAUAUUCUAAUUCCCAGAGGUCAUUUUUUUUUUUGGUCCAAAAAGCUUUCAUAGCAACACAUUACUCACUAUGGUGUAUAUCUUGAGCAGAGUUUCAGAUACAAUAACUUGCUUGAAAUUUGUAAGGCUUAAUAUAGGUUUUGGAGGAAUUAUUUUAAUAUUCAAAGAAUGUUUCAUUAUAGUCCUUUGUGCUAGAAUUUGUCCUUAGCAUUUAUAACAAUAACUCAUAAGACCCAAAAGAAUAAGGAAUUUCUGUUCUUUAGCAAGUUCAUGUAGCUAUUUUUAGAGAUGCUAAGUCUACUUUCCAGAAACACUGGAGUUGUUGGUGUUUUCUAAAUUAAAUAAUUAUAAUUUAUGUAUUUAUUAAAAAGUCAUCUCUCUUCCCA
Molecule: messenger RNA, 4590 nt
Organism: Sus scrofa (pig)
Lineage: Eukaryota; Metazoa; Chordata; Mammalia; Artiodactyla; Suidae
Gene: TXLNB
Product: taxilin beta
Molecular function (GO): syntaxin binding
Source: RefSeq, a predicted model, not a curated record